GAGUAGUACAUUGUAUCUUGUAUUGAAGCUGCAUUGUGUAGCAGUAUACUGUAUACCCGUGCAUUCUACAGCAGUGUAUCGUUUUCUAAAACCCUCGCAUUUUCCCCACACGAAGGAAGCAGCAACAAUGGCUUGGCGCGGUUCGCUUUCCCGAUCGCUGAUGUCCGCCGCUAGGGCUUCCACUCCCCGCUCAUCGCCGCCACACGCCCCCCUGCGUUCUCCUCCUGUUUCUUCCUCUCGCCUCAAUUCACGCCGCCUCUCCUUCUCCAAUCCCAGCACACUGGGGGAGCUGGGAUGCACCCAGUCGCUAUUGUCACUGCAUAGGACAGUGGCAGGAACAAGGUUGACAUCUCAUUUGGCUGACAAUGUGCGAGCUUUCUGUGAGCUGUCCCAUGGUACUCUCUGCCGUUCUUGUCAGGAUCGCUAAUAGUUUCUUUGUACCUGAAUAUAUUUGGACCGGAAGGGCCAGUGCGCUCAAAUCUUGGACUUGGUUAAUAGGUGGUUUUGCAGGAAUUUCCCCUUUGGGGAAAAAUUGAAAUUAAAUCAAUAAUAUGCAUUUUUCCUGUUUUCUUAGUUUAGACUGUUUCAGGUAGAGUCUAAAUUAAAGACAUUUUUAGGCAGCUGAAUAGUGUGUAUUACUGGUAGUUGCCCUCGCUCAUUUUUUACUACCUUUAUCCCUUAAACUAUGCUGCAACAAUUUUUACUGGCAGAAAUUUUCAUUCGUGGUGCUCGAUUAACUUCAAUUGAGCAAAGAGUGCGAGUUAGUAAUGCCCCUUUGCAAUUGUAAACUUAGCCCUUUUCUGAUCGGCAUGGUUUUGUGUUAAGUUUUGUUCUUGAACCGAUUA
Molecule: messenger RNA, 845 nt
Organism: Salvia hispanica
Lineage: Eukaryota; Viridiplantae; Streptophyta; Magnoliopsida; Lamiales; Lamiaceae
Source: RefSeq, a predicted model, not a curated record